CCAUGUACGAUUAAUGUAGAUCGGUAAAUAUUCAAUAGAGGGCAGCAUAUCUGAAAUCCCUAUGAAACAGCUGGUGGGAAAGGUAACCUUUCUAUUUUCUAAUGUUAACUAUCAGUUGUUUUUGUUCUCUUUGGUGUCAAUUUUGGAUUGUUGUGUUCAACUGAGGUUUGGCAAAGUUCUCAAUGUAUACUCCGCGGUCAUCAUACAGAAAGGGAAAAAAAUGGCAAAACCAAAAUGUAAAAAAAGAAAGCGAUCAAAUGUUCAAAUACAACUUAGCAUGAGACAAGCUAGACAGAAAUUAAAAGAUAGUAAAAAAGAGAGAGAGAAAGAGCGUUACCACCAAAGAAAAGCCUGUGGCAAAAUUAAAAGUGUUCAAGAAAUGAAUGAACGUGAAAAAAAAAAAAGAAAAGUUUGGAAAGAAAAAGCAAGAAAAUAUCGUAAACAAGGAAAACGUUUGGAAGAACCUGAAGGAGUAAUCAUAUAUACAACUACGAGCUCAUCUUCUCUAUUGACAAAUAAUAACAUUGUCAAAGAAAAUAAUUCUAAUUAAAAAAGAAGAUGGAAGAGAAAAACAAAAAACUAAAUACUAGACUUGAAGGAUAUAAAAAAAAAUUAAACAGAUUUCAGAAAAGUAAAGAAAAGAAUGUCCGUUGAUUAUUACAUCUCCUCCGUGGACAAGACCAAAUUUCAAAUCUUGUAAAAAAUAAAAUAGAAAGCUUGA
Parasteatoda tepidariorum (common house spider) is the source of this 721-nucleotide messenger RNA. NCBI's taxonomy places the organism in Eukaryota, Metazoa, Arthropoda, Arachnida, Araneae, Theridiidae. The record is from RefSeq and is a predicted model, not a curated record.